AUGGAUCAAGGGUCGUCCGAUGAAGCCCUCGAUGACCUUCUCCUACAGAAGCUUCCACAUCUCUCAUGGCUCCUCCGCCGUAAACGCCAGAUUGAGCAGCCUCCCAGCAACAACGGCACGAGCAAUGUGUGCGCCGGUUCCUCUCGCCCGGCCCAUUACGAAAAUGGCACCAAGAAUGGCAACACCUCUCACAUCCUAGACUACAUCCCUCUUGGGCAACCAACGGAAGAAGCCUCGUUUCACGAUUCACGACAUAACGGAGCCGACGAGCAUCCGAAUAAGCGCAGGCGCCUCGAAGAGGUAGACCACCUUCAGCGAGUAUCGGAUGGAGAUGAGAAAUCGUCGUGCUACACGCUCGAGCACGAACUGUUCGCGCGACAAGCUCCUACUUUGCCCUCCUUCCUCAAGCACUCCCGCCCUUCUACUGCAGCAGAUCUUUCUACUUCUCUUUCUACAGCCCCGCUUUCUGCCUCUCCUCCUCGCCCUACGGUCGCUGUACUGUCACCUGUUCCGUCACAGGUCCCUCCUGCAGUUGUACAGCCAUCAGUUACAUCCUCCACCGCCACUCUAUCGCCUGCCCGUGCUGGUACCUUCCUCUCGUCCCCAGCACGUUCAUCCUCGCCCUCGAGUUCGCCUGCCCGCUCGUCGGCCUCUUCGCCUGUGCGCCAAACGACGAGUCAGCCAGCGGCGACACGGCUAAGUCCUCAGGUCCUAUCCGCUACUAAACUGUCCGACACGAGAAGCCCGCCGUGGGCACACAAGGACCGGCUCUACUCACCACCAGCCCAAAGUGAAGACCAGCCGCGACCAGAUGAGUUCUACCGCGCACUCGGCCAAGAGGUCAAGGACUUAGCCGAGUGGGUGUCGCCGACUCUAUAUGAGUGGAAAGCACGCUACGAAGCGCUCAACAGAGUAACGCAAACGAUACGUGGUAUCUGGCCGCACGCCAACGUACACCUAUUUGGAUCUUCCAAGACAAAGCUCUGCCUUUCCGGGAGUGACAUCGAUUUGGUGGUUACUGGUGCUACGCCCACCCCUUGGAACGUUUCUCCUCUCCGCGCACUGGCCGCUGCGAUACGCAAACAGCAGCCACAAGCCAGCAAUCUUGGCGGUCUGAAGGUCAUCGACAACGCCAAAGUGCCGAUAAUCAAGAUGAUCGACUGGAGCACCCAAAUCGCGAUAGACAUUUGUUUGGACAACACAUCUGGCCCGAUCAGUUCGGAGAUCUUGAUAUGCACGCUACAAGAUUUGCCUCAUCUCAAACCACUAGCCUUGGUGCUUAAAUAUUUUCUGCGCCAACAGAAGAUGUACGUCAUGACGCCUCUAUACCCUGCCCGAGCUUAUCGCGUGUCGUGCCCUUUCAUGCAUAGGAAUGAAACGUUUGAGGGCGGCAUGGGCAGCUACCUGCUGGUCUUGCUCUUGAUCCACGUGAUCCAAAAGAGAAGGAAGAAGGACGAGGAAGAGCGAAUUCGGGCGUUAGCGCUCAAUCAGAUUCGCGCCAAGGCGGACCUCAUCAGGGAAAAGCUGCUUACCGAGCAGGGAAUCGAUUCGACGCAAGCGAAGGAGCAGGCCCAAUCGGACAACGGCCGGACGCAAUCCAUCGCCGAGCCGACCGCAGAUGACGACGAGCUCUUAGGACGCUUGUUCGCGGACUUCUUCUUCGAGAUUGGCGUCAACCUCGACUAUUCUCAGGGCAUCUCGGUGCGAGAAUCCGGUUCACUCUUCGAUAAGUCCACGAGGUAUCCGUUCUGCGAGAACUUGUAUCUGGCCGUCGAAGAUCCCGAGAACUCAGGCACGUAUAUAGGGCCUAUGGGUGCUGGCUAUGACAAGGACGUGGGGAAAGGGUGCUGGAACAUCGAGGGAGUGAGACAGCUGUUGGCAGAAGCGUACCAACGGCUCAUCGUAGGCGGUACUGCUCCCUGUCGCAAGCCGGGAGAGAAGUCGAUCCUCUGCCGCAUCAUAUGGCCCGACUCCACGCUCGAGGAAAUAAGGAAGCGAUACGAGAAGGCAUACACACAAGCGAUAGACAUCCAUGUCGCCACGAGCAAAACCCCGGCGGCGGCGGCGGCCGUGGCCUAUGGCAAGACGACAGCGAUCAGAGGUGGCCGAGGCGGCGCAAGAGGAAGAGGAGCUGCGCGAGGAAUGACGGCCGGAAUCGGAGGUGGCCGAGGCGGGGCUAGCGCUCCGAACCCGCACGCCGGCUUCGCGGCUCGCUACGCACCCAACGUCAACUACAACUACUACAACACCAACGGACGAGGAGGACACAACGCAUUCCACGCUCAGGCUUGGCCCCCUUCUGGCUACCCCGCCUACUACGCCCGCGGCCAGUGA
This is a messenger RNA of Acanthamoeba castellanii str. Neff, 2334 nucleotides long. RefSeq names its product polynucleotide adenylyltransferase. The transcript has 11 exons. The coding region runs from base 1 to 2334 and encodes 777 amino acids. Gene Ontology annotation, molecular function: mRNA binding; poly(A) RNA polymerase activity. Gene Ontology annotation, biological process: RNA 3'-end processing. The record is from RefSeq and is a predicted model, not a curated record. NCBI's taxonomy places the organism in Eukaryota, Discosea, Longamoebia, Acanthamoebidae. Gene Ontology annotation, cellular component: nucleolus; TRAMP complex.